Carcharodon carcharias (great white shark) is the source of this 636-nucleotide messenger RNA. It is a transcript of the gene fgf8b, whose product is annotated as fibroblast growth factor 8 b. The transcript is spliced from 5 exons. Bases 1 to 636 code for a protein of 211 amino acids. Gene Ontology annotation, molecular function: type 2 fibroblast growth factor receptor binding; growth factor activity; type 1 fibroblast growth factor receptor binding. Gene Ontology annotation, biological process: neuron differentiation; limb morphogenesis; heart morphogenesis. The record is from RefSeq and is a predicted model, not a curated record. NCBI's taxonomy places the organism in Eukaryota, Metazoa, Chordata, Chondrichthyes, Lamniformes, Lamnidae. Gene Ontology annotation, cellular component: cytoplasm.
AUGCGUCUUCCAUCCACACGACUCAGCUACCUGUGUCUGCAGUUAUUGGCUUUCUGCUUCCAGGCUCAGGUAACCUAUCAGUCACCGCCUAAUUUUACACAGCACGUAAGGGAGCAGACCAGGCAGACGGACCGACUCAGCAGGAGGCUAAUCCGCACCUACCAACUCUACAGUCGCACCAGCGGGAAACAUGUGCAGGUCCUGGGCAAGAAAAUCAACGCCAAAGCGGAGGAUGGGGACAAGUACGCCAAACUAAUUGUGGAGACAGAUACUUUUGGCAGCAGAGUCCGCAUCAAGGGAGCUGAGUCUGGGUUUUACAUCUGUAUGAACAAGCGAGGAAAACUGAUCGGAAAGCGAAGCGGGAAGAGCAAGGAUUGUGUCUUCACCGAGAUUGUGCUGGAGAAUAACUACACGGCUCUGCAGAAUGCCAAGUACGAGGGAUGGUUCAUGGCUUUCACCCGGAAAGGGAGACCCAGGAAAGGGUCGAAGACCAGGCAACACCAGAGGGAGGUACAUUUCAUGAAGAGAUUGCCCAAGGGCCAUCUGUCCUCUUUGGACACCCAUAGACAUUUCGAGUUCAUCAACUACCCUUUCUCCAGCAGGACUAAACGCACCAGACACUCCAGACCUCGGUAG